AUAUUUGUUCAGUGAAUCAAACAAGGAGUCAAUCGUGGGCUACAAAAUAGUUUUGGUUGGAUCAAAUUUGGAUAAAUAUUUGACUAAUAUUCCAAAUUUUCCGUACAAAAAAGCGCCACCAUUAAAGUUUCAAAUCACAAUCCCCCGCCAACCAAAAUCCUCUUCAAUUUCUCAGUAUUUCUUCCCCAAUUUCCCAUCUCGAUGAUCGAUCCCUGUGUAAGCGUACACGCUCAAAAUCGAGAAAUUCCUUGCAUGUAACUUGUGAUUAUGCAGAUAAGUCAUUGAAGCAGGGGAUCUAUGGAGAGUGGAAUGGUAUCAGUGGAUCGUUGGACUGCUGGAAGCCAAGUCUACUUUCUAACUCACCUUCACGCCGACCAUUUGUGUGGACUCACUUCCAAAUGGUCGAGGGGACCCCUUUACUGCUCCCGCAUUACUGCUAAGCUCUUUCCCAUCAAAUUUCCAGGAUUUGACUUCUCUCUCCUUCGCAUUGUUGAAAUUGGUCAAUGGCACUCUGUUUCUCUACUAUCUCCUUCUUCUGGUUCUUCUACUACUGUCUAUUUCAUGGCCAUCGAUGCUCAUCAUUGCCCUGGAGCAGUAAUGUAUCUGCUUCGUGGUGAAUUUGGCUGCACACUCUAUACUGGGGAUUUCCGUUGGGAGAGCACAAGUGAGAGAGCACAAACUGGAAGGACCAUGCUGCUUAAAGCUAUGAAGGAUGUAAAGCUUGACAUGAUUUACUUGGAUAAUACUUACUGUAACCCGACAUAUUGUUUUCCUUCACGUGAAGUUGCUGCUAGACAGGUUUUAAGCAUCAUAUCCUCUCAUCCUAAUCAUGAUGUUGUCAUUGCUGUUGACACAGUAGGGAAAGAAAAUCUUCUGCUGUACAUAUCACGUGUCCUGAAAACAAAGAUUUGGGUGUGGCCAGAACGCUUACAAAUUAUGCAUAUUCUUGGGUUCCAUGACAUCUUUACUACUAAAACUUCAGUGACAAGGAUUCGUGCUGUUCCUCGUUAUAGUUUUAAUAUUGAGACUCUGGAGGGACUGAAUACAAUGCGUCCAACCAUAGGGAUCAUGCCAUCUGGUCUCCCUUGGGCGCCGAAAGCUUUCAGAGGAAAGGAAAAACUUUCCUCGGAAUCUCCUCCUUUGCUACUUCAUAAUAGGUGGCACACAGAUGUUACAACCUCUAUUACCUCAAGCAAGCCAAAUGGAGGUUCAUUAAGUGCAGGGAGAUAUGAUCAUUACAUAUAUACAGUUCCAUAUUCUGAUCACUCAUGCUUUCCCGAGUUACAAAAAUUUGUUGAGUUUGUCAAGCCAAUCAAUAUCAAAGGCAUCGUAUCUUCAUCUGCUUCUAAUGUUGACCCCCUUUACCACUUUGGAAGCAUUUGUCGAAUUCAACAAGCAUCAGAGGUCUUAUACCAGAGGCUCAGAAGUAAAAGAUAUGAAAAAGUUGUCAUUGACAUGAAGUCUUCCUUUGGAUGCACCAGUUCGAUGCAAUUAGGGAGGAAAAGGAGAAAAAGACAAAUUUAUAGUGCAGGUAUUCAUUUUAGUAGGGUGAGGUUGUUGAGAAGAGAGAGGCAAGGAGUAAAGAUUGUGGAUACAGAUUCUGAUUAACCUACUAGAUGGCCUUCCCUAGCUAUUUUCAAAUACACAGGUUCUGAAUUCAUUUCAUUGUGCGUAAUGAUGUCGAACUUGCUUCCACCGUGUCAAUAGAAGCAGCAAAGGGAACUUAGUUUAGAUUUUAGCUUGUAUGUCUCGAGAUCAUCUAUUAAAUUUGAAGAGGUCAAGAGUUCGGUUUC
Molecule: messenger RNA, 1793 nt
Organism: Solanum dulcamara
Lineage: Eukaryota; Viridiplantae; Streptophyta; Magnoliopsida; Solanales; Solanaceae
Exons: 4
Coding region: 298-1608 (436 amino acids)
Biological process (GO): protection from non-homologous end joining at telomere; interstrand cross-link repair; double-strand break repair via nonhomologous end joining
Molecular function (GO): damaged DNA binding; 5'-3' DNA exonuclease activity
Source: RefSeq, a predicted model, not a curated record